Rubroshorea leprosula is the source of this 2096-nucleotide messenger RNA. The record is from the annotation of a GenBank genome assembly. Lineage: Eukaryota; Viridiplantae; Streptophyta; Magnoliopsida; Malvales; Dipterocarpaceae.
UACACAUCUUUUCCUCAUUCCCUCCGUCGUCGCCGUCACCGUCCCUUCUAUCCGUUCUUUAUUCCCUUCGCCGUUCGAACCUCUUCCUCCGUCCGAGUGGAGCCUUCUCCCUCCCUCUCGUCGUCGUCGUCGUCGUCUGUGAGGUUCUGAUUCUUAUAACGUGCUUUUAUUGAGGUGUCUGUAGCUUGUAUAGUUUAUUUAAGUUCUUGAAAAAGAGUCUCUGAGUAUAUGAGUGAUCAUGGGGUCAGCAUGUUGUGUUGCUUCAAGAGACAGAACAAUUCCCAGCAGAACUCAAAGUCAGCAUUCAAACAGGAACAUAACAUGUUCUCCAUCAUGGAGUUUCCGAUGGGAUAAUCGAAGGCGUGUGGCUGGUGAAAUUGAGGAGCCUUCAUAUCUGGUGUCCCAUGGAAUCAGCAGGGAUGUUAGUAUGGAGAUAAAAGGUGCUCUGGGCUCUGGCAGAGGCAAUCUUUCUGAUCAGGGAAGUCCGCUCCAGAACUAUGGAACACCCACCUCUCAAAAAUCACCAGUCCAUGAAGAAGUAGGCAGGAAUUUAUUGACUCCUCGUUCAGAAAUAUCUACAGCCAGCAAUUAUUCUACAGAGGUAAGGAACUUGGCAGAAUCACCAGAUAAUGCAGGUUCAUCUGCCCCAAAGCUAUCAUUUCCAAUGACUUCAUCAUUCUCGCCACCAGUUACGGAUACCUCGCGUACUCGUCUACAUCCUCCAAACUCAACACCUUCCAGACGGGCUCGCCAUUCACCUGGUCAUCGGUUGUUGAGGCAGGUUUCUGAUAGUCGAAUCCUUGGAUUGAGAUCACCAAACAACUGCUCAUUAUCUGAAGGAAGACCAUCUUUUGUAUUAUCAGCAUGCAGCAAUGACCUAAUGGCUGGAUCGCAUGGUUCUGAUGGCUGGUCCAUGCGCACUUUUUCUGAGCUUGUAGCCUCUUCACAAAGAGAAAGGUGGUCUUUUGACAGUGAACAUUUCGGUUCUGGUCAUGGCAAGAUAAGUGGAUGUAGCAGCAUGUUCUCAUAUUCUCCAUCCAUGGAUCUGCAAAUGUGUGGGGCUUGCUCGAAGCUCUUGACAGAGAGAUCAUCAUGGGCAAGCAAUGAGCUCUCAGUGGUUUCUGUACUUGUCUGUGGACAUGCUUACCAUGCUGAAUGCUUGGAGAUCAUGACAUCUGAGGCUGACAGAUAUGACCCACCAUGCCCAAUAUGCAUGGUUGGAGAAAAGCAGGUCUUGAAGAUGUCUAAAAAGGCUAUAAAAGAAGCAGAGUUCAAGUUGAAAAGUCUUAAGAUGUUGAAGAAUAGGGUUGUGCAUGGUUAUGUUGAUGGUGAUUGUGAUGAUCUCCAUCACCGAAGAAAUGCCAAACUAGAAGGUAAAGCUCCAAAGUUAGAACCAAGUUCCAGCACAAGAAACUCCUUAGCAAAGCCCUUCCUGAAACGGCACUUCUCAAUUGGAUCCAAGUGGGGUAGAUCCCUGUUGGAGAAUGAUUCUGCGAGGAAGAAGGGUUUCUGGGCCAGAUAUUGGAAAGAUUAAGUUCCCUGCCAUACCAGUGAGAUAUGGAGUGAGUGCCUCUUAUUAUCAGCAAGCAUGCUUCUGGUUACAUUUCCUUCCAAGGGUUCAAUAGAAAAGCUGCAAAUACAUGUAUCGCAGGGAAGACUGCAAUGAUCUCCCAUUGAAGCUUUCAACACAAUCUCUAAUCUCACUUCCCUAUAGUUACAGAUCCCGCACCUCCUUUUAGGUAAUACCAUCAGCUGCGUGGCCAUCGUACAGAAGCCACCUUGACGCACUGAAUCACUUGAGCCACUAGUGAUUUUUUGUGGCCUGUUUUGGUUAAGGCUUGAGCCUGCAACCAACUUUGAAUUGGUCUACAAUAAAACUUUACCAGUAACUUUGCAGGGAAAUAAGAUGAAUCUUAACUUUAAGUUGGAUAUUGUAGGAACUCUAGUAUUUUCUGGAGCUUGAUUCCACUGAAUGGUGGAAUGAGCAUUACUUGUUCGUGUAGGAGUCAUCUUUAAAUUAUAAUUGAGUAUUUCUCACUUUUGACUUGCUUGGAUCUUAAUGGAAAAAGGGCGAAAAAUGAAUUUCACAUGCUUGC